AGCCAACGAGAAUUCAGCUGCAGCUGGCCAAUGACGGAACCUCCGGGUUGAAGGGUAAAACAGCCAAUCCGAAUCAGGGUUUCAUUUGGCCGGUACGAGGAGAUGUCAUGCUGCGUUCCUGGCUGUGAGUGCCAAUUGUGCUCGGCUGGUCUCGGGAUCUCCUUUCAGUAGCAGCAAACCGUAACCCAGAAUUGUGUGCACGGAUCAGACAACUGCGGCAGCCCUAAAGUCUAGGAGCUACAGAUUAGCAGCAGCCAGGAGCAGAAACACUGGCGCAAGGGGCAUUGCAGAGAGGAUCCGCUACCCCGUCUGUUGGGGAAUGGCGUGGAUUUGUGAAUGUGAAGGGUCUUGAAGUUUUUUGCCUUCUAUCUUUUACGUGCCUUGGUGCAACUCAAGGAUUCUGUACCAAUGUGGAGACCAUAUGAACCUCUGAUUGGACCCCACCAUUUCCUGUUGUAUGAAGGAGGGUGCUUUGCCCUUGGGGAACAACUUCUCGAUGAGAUCUGACUUGGGCACUAUGAAGAUCCUUCACUUGAAGAAGAGAGGCUGUUUUCUGCUGAAGCUUUUGUGUCUGGUUGUCUUGAUGUUAAUCUUUUGUGAAUUCUUAGUUUAUUAUGUGGUGAUAUUACAGUGUCAUUGGCCAGAAGUUAAAAUAGAAGCUCUCAGGAGUAGCAGACAGUCUUCAGCUUCUGUCUUGAAGGCCAUGUUUUUAUCUGAUACCCACCUGCUUGGUGAAAUCAAAGGGCAUUGGCUAGACAAAUUAAGAAGGGAAUGGCAAAUGGAGAGAGCCUUCCAAACUGCCUUGUCGUUACUGGAGCCAGAUAUUGUUUUCAUCCUAGGAGACGUCUUUGAUGAAGGAAAGUGGAGCUCCUCCCAGGCCUGGGCAGAUGAUGUCAGGCGGUUUCAGAAAAUGUUCCGACAUCCAGUUCGCACUGAGCUAAUGGUGGUUGUUGGCAACCAUGACAUUGGCUUUCACUAUGAAAUGACUCCUUACAAGUUAAAACGGUUUGCAAAAGUUUUCAACUUCACCUCAGGAAAGCUAAUAAUCCGGAAGGGGGUAAACUUUGUCAUGGUGAACAGUGUUGCCUUGGACGGUGAUGGGUGCACUAUCUGCAGCAGGGCAGAGGCAAAGCUCAUGAAGCUUUCUCAUAAACUGAAUUGUUCCCAACAGCAGGAACAGAAUCAUUCCAACAAAAGAUGCAAUGGUAUGGAACAGCUUCCAGCUUCAGAACCAAUCCUUUUACAGCAUUACCCUCUUUACAGAAGAAGUGACGCUGAAUGUAUUGGAGAAGAUUCUGCUCUUCCAGAGGAAAAGAAUAUCCCAUUUAAAGAAAAGUAUGAUGUACUUUCUAGAGAGGCUUCACAAAAGCUGUUAUGGUGGUUUCAUCCCCGUUUGAUUCUGAGUGGCCAUACCCACAGUGCAUGUGAAGUGUUGCAUAAUGGGAAGAUUCCAGAAAUCAGUGUCCCAUCAUUUAGCUGGAGGAACAGAAACAACCCUAGUUUCAUCAUGGGCAGCAUAACACCAACCGACUUCUCCCUCUACAAGUGUUUCCUUCCACUUGAGAGCAGAGUUGUUACUAUAUACUGUAUAGCAGGGGCUCUACUUGGGGUACUGAUACUAGCUCAUCUUCAACUUUUCAAUCCACCUUUUUAUUUUGCUCAACACUUAAUCAGGAAGCAUAAAGCAGUAUGAAGAGCCAGACAUCUGCAUUCAGUUACUGAAAUACCAAAGCUGAGAACAGUCAAACAUCAGACUAUAUUCAUGCCAGCAAAUGACCUAAUUGGAUUGUUAAUCCGAAGGCAGGUCGCAUUUACACAUACCAUAGAAAUCCUACACAGUUGAUAUGACUACUACAGGAUAAAUAAUUAACUGAAAUUAACUGUUUUCAUGCUGUACAAAAAUACAGUAUUCUACAAUCAAA
Molecule: messenger RNA, 1922 nt
Organism: Chelonoidis abingdonii (Abingdon island giant tortoise)
Lineage: Eukaryota; Metazoa; Chordata; Testudines; Testudinidae
Gene: MPPE1
Product: metallophosphoesterase 1
Biological process (GO): GPI anchor biosynthetic process; endoplasmic reticulum to Golgi vesicle-mediated transport
Cellular component (GO): endoplasmic reticulum-Golgi intermediate compartment
Molecular function (GO): phosphoric diester hydrolase activity
Source: RefSeq, a predicted model, not a curated record